AUGAAUUUUUUUCUGUGUGCUGUUUUAAUUGUGUUAUUAUUGUCCGAGGUCAUAGCAUCUCAAGCAUUUAUUUGUAAGGAAGCGUCUCUUUCUUGUCCUGUGAUAACUCGCAAUCAUCGCCGACUCAAAGGCUUUACGUUCAAAACAUUUCACUUUGCAAGCCUGAUAUCUUGUGGUUUGCAAUGUCAGAGAGACCCUCGAUGCGUUUCAACAAAUUUCAGAAAAGUUUCCAAAACUGGGGGAACCUGUGAGCUGAACGACAGAGGAGCCUUCCCUCUUAAGGAAGGAAAAGAACUGGAAUAUGACGAAGAAGCUAUUUACACUCAAUUAUAUGUCAAAAAGGUAACAAAAAUUUGUCUUAUCUAUUUUAAGUAAUCAUCCAUGCAAGAGGUGGGCAUCUUAAAAAAGUGUGUAUGUGUCUAUCUACUGGAACACAUCUAAAUAAAAGACGGACAAGCUACGAUCUUCUCUUUGUCACGAGAAGGGAACUAGCUUACUGAUGAAUUCUCUGUUAGAGGAAUAUCAGAACACGAAAGCCUCUGACCUGAGAUUUUAUUUUAUUCUUGACAUCUCAGUCUGGUAAAUACUUAUCUUUUCGACGUUAGAAGUAAACAUUUAUCAUCUGUCUCAGUAAUGCGUCUAUCCCUUGAUCCCUGUCAAGUUAUAGUAUGGUGCGAUGUCGGGUUUUCAUCUCUCUUUAUAAAUGCGAGUGGAGAAUGAUUAGCGGCGUUACUGCGAAUGUUGACUUAAAAAAAAUAAAAUAGGCUACUUUCCAAAUUUUCUCUAUCUUUAAAAAAAUGAUACUUGCAAAGUGUUCCGAAGCACUAUAAGAUUAAUUGUGUUGAGUCUUCUCAAAUAAUUUUGUGGAUUGAAAGAGGGUAACAGUUAUUUGAGACACAAAAUUGUAGUUUUGGCUUUAGGCUAAAAAUUUAAAGAUGAGUUUCUAUUUGAUGAUUAACAAGGAUGACUAGUUGAUUUCCUGAUUAAAAAAAAAAAAUUUUCAUGUCUGAGCAGCAUAACUGUCAAGUUUUCAAGGAAGAGUUCAAAGUCGUCAGCUACAGAUGUAAGUAGGGCUGAGUAGAAAAAUAAUCUUAAUAUUAAUGUCUAAGAUCCUGUACUUACACCACUGAGGAGUUACUCGUCUCAGCUGCCUCUUGUCCUUGUGUCAAGAAGCCUCCCGUCAAUGAGUGUCCCAUCGUGAUGAACCUCCACGAACUAUUUCUUGACCUUAUCUGCUUCCUUGAAAGUCCUCAAAUGUGGUUUUUAAAAAAAUUAUUGAACGGGAAAAUACUGCGAGGGUCAUUGCUCCACAAAAAAAAAAAAGAUGAAAAUAAUAAGAAGCUGUCUAAGACGUUUAAGAUCUGUAUUUUCCCAAUUAAAAGUCAUUCAUAAUUUCAAAUGCAAUUUGUGCUUACGGCAACGCAUUAAGCACAUAUGGGGAUUUUACGAGACAAUCCCUAUCCAAAAACACCUCUGGAUACUCCGAAGGUGCCUCGGUAUUAUAUACCGUCCGGGGGUACGAGAUGACCUUAACCAUGACUUGAAGUUUAGAGACUUUUAAUAUACGGAGAGUUCUUACCUGUUAAUUUUUUUUUCUUAUUUAAAUCCUUGAAAAGAAGUCGAAACUUUAAACUGCACUGAUUUUUAUACUUCUGUUCAAAUGUUGAAAUCAUCUGCAAUCAGCGGUAAACUUGUCAAUAUGUGUGAUUGUCUUUCUCUGUCUAAAAUACAUGUGUGGAAUCACCAAAAGGCCCAGUUCCCUUAGGUAUGGAAAAUGGAGUUAUUACUGACCCGCAGAUCACUGCAUCAUCCAUUCAUAAUUAUAAGCAUGGCUCGCAAAAUGCAAGGUUACAUUUCAAGGGAGACCCGUUGACGCAUGUAUCUGCUGGCUGGGCAGCUCGUCUGCUAGACACCAAACAAUGGCUGCAAGUAGAUCUUCAGCAUAUCACAAGGGUAAUAGGCAUAGCGACGCAAGGGAGACAUGAUUCAGAUCAGUGGGUUACUGAAUACAAGCUACAAUACGGCGACGAUGUACAAACUUACAGUGUCUACAGUCGAAGCGGAGACACAUCAGAAACGGUAUGAAUACUAAUGAAUUUUUGAACAAAAUGUUUUUUUUUCUUCUUGCUGGGAGGGUGGGACAACGAAAGAAAAUCAAGAGUCCCUAAUAGAGCAAUAGAACCUGAGACCUUAGAAUUCUUCACUUCAAUGCACUAACGCUACACCACAGCCACCUGACAGGCAGCUGGACUAUUACGAGGUCCAUCAUAUAUUCAAAUAUGAGCUUUUCUUUUUUGCUUUUGGUGGGUCUGAGACGAAGUCGAGUAGUAGAAAUUAGUGAGAUCAAACUCUGUUAGUUUAUAUCUAUAUUCAUUUUUGAUUGCUGAUGAACAUGUAGAAAAGCAUCAACUAAGGUUCUCGGUUUAGAGUUACCGCUCCUGUGUAAUGCAUACAUUCGUCAAUUUUACAUCCCACAAUAUUCUACUCAGGUUUUCCCAGGAAACACUGACAGAGACACGGUUGUGUAUCACGAUCUUAACCCGGUCAUUUAUGUUCGCUUCGUUCGAGUUCUCCCGAUGGAAUGGUCUCUUCACAUCGCAAUGAGAAUGGAGCUUUACUCUUACUCUUGUCAA
Messenger RNA from Pocillopora meandrina, 2633 nucleotides. The record is from the annotation of a GenBank genome assembly. NCBI's taxonomy places the organism in Eukaryota, Metazoa, Cnidaria, Anthozoa, Scleractinia, Pocilloporidae.